UCUAAAAUCCUGCAUGGUUAAUAAUAAUUCAUACUAAAGAUGUCUGAUCGCAAGGCAGUGAUUAAAAACGCUGACAUGUCUGAAGAGAUGCAGCAAGAUGCUGUUGAUUGUGCUACCCAAGCACUUGAAAAGUACAAUAUUGAAAAGGACAUUGCUGCAUAUAUAAAGAAAGAAUUUGACAAAAAAUAUAAUCCGACUUGGCAUUGCAUUGUUGGCCGCAAUUUUGGAAGUUAUGUUACACAUGAAACGAGGCACUUCAUAUACUUCUAUCUGGGCCAGGUGGCCAUACUGCUAUUCAAGAGCGGUUAAUUUUAAUUGACUAUUGCACAUGUCCCCUUCCA
Messenger RNA from Acyrthosiphon pisum (pea aphid), 341 nucleotides. Its product is annotated as dynein light chain 1, cytoplasmic. Bases 40 to 309 code for a protein of 89 amino acids. Gene Ontology annotation, cellular component: cytoplasmic dynein complex. The record is from RefSeq and is a predicted model, not a curated record. Gene Ontology annotation, molecular function: dynein intermediate chain binding. NCBI's taxonomy places the organism in Eukaryota, Metazoa, Arthropoda, Insecta, Hemiptera, Aphididae. The transcript has a single exon. Gene Ontology annotation, biological process: microtubule-based process.